This is a messenger RNA of Eremothecium gossypii ATCC 10895, 555 nucleotides long. Its product is annotated as 60S ribosomal protein uL22. The coding region runs from base 1 to 555 and encodes 184 amino acids. Gene Ontology annotation, biological process: cytoplasmic translation. Gene Ontology annotation, molecular function: structural constituent of ribosome. NCBI's taxonomy places the organism in Eukaryota, Fungi, Ascomycota, Saccharomycetes, Saccharomycetales, Saccharomycetaceae. The transcript has a single exon. Gene Ontology annotation, cellular component: ribosome; cytosolic large ribosomal subunit. The record is from RefSeq and is marked provisional.
AUGGCUAGAUACGGUGCUACCUCCACUAACCCAGCUAAAUCUGCUUCCGCUCGUGGCUCCUACUUGAGAGUGUCCUUCAAGAACACCAGGGAGACCGCGCAGGCCAUCUCUGGCUGGGACUUGACCAAGGCCCAGACCUACUUGGAGCAGGUUUUGGACCACAAAAGAGCUAUCCCAUUCAGAAGAUACAACUCUUCCAUUGGUAGAACUGCUCAGGGCAAGGAGUUCGGUGUGACCAAGGCCAGAUGGCCAGCCAAGUCUGUCAAGUUCGUGCAGGGCUUGUUGCAGAACGCUGCUGCCAACGCUGAGGCCAAGGGUUUGGACUCCACCAAGUUGUUCGUUUCCCACAUCCAGGUGAACCACGCCCCAAAGCAAAGAAGAAGAACCUACAGAGCCCACGGUAGAAUCAACAAAUACGAGUCCUCGCCAUCCCACAUCGAGUUGGUGUUGACCGAGAAGGAGGAGGCCGUUGAGAAGGCUACCGAGAAGAAGGUUGUCAGAUUGUCUUCCAGACAGAGAGGCAGAUUGGCCGCUCAGAAGAGAAUUACUGCUUGA